GGUCUAUGAAAUCAUUUAGCAAGUUCAUCUUUGUAGGUUUCAUAGAGGUGCAGAUAAAACCAAGCCAACACACAUCAUGAGCUAUCUUCUUAUUUCGAUGUCAUCAUUGAUGUGUCAGAAGAGGCCGUAUGAAAUCAAGUCAUGAAGUCAUAGCUCAUGCAGAGCGAUGCAUGGGUCUGGCUGUGUAAAGCAAGUAACAACUAAACAAAUAGUAGCACUGCUACUAGUACAGUACUAAUGUUGGGUUCAUAGCUAACUUUCAAUAACAGGCUCUUAGCAAUAGGUAUUAAAUUCUUUGGCAAAUAUGGGUAAGCCCGCGAAGGUCGACUGGAGCCAAAUUGUAAACGCGAAUCCAGAGGAACUGGGAAACGAUGCUGAGGCUUUUUUCGUAAUGUUACAACAGGUCGAGCAAAAAGAUUUGCAGAAAAAAGAAAGGGCAUGUAUAUCCCAGCUUUUCACAAUCGCACAGACUCUUCUCAAGCUUAAAGGCCAAGAGCUUUCACUUGCGUAUGAGACAAUAGAGAAGGCUGGGGUUGACCAGGCAAGAGCUGAGAAUGCAUUUCAAUCAAAACUGUCAAAAUUGGAGAGUGAACUGGAGCUGGUUAAUCGCUCGGGUACGGGGAGAGAUACUCGUUUCCUUCGAGACGAGAUCGGCCAGUUGGAGAGUCAUCUGGACAGCAAGGAAAAGGAGCUGGUUCAACUGGAGAAAGAGAUGAUGAAAGAAAGAAAGUCGAAUGAGGAGCUGUUGGCCAGAGCAGAGGAGAGUGAGGACAAAAACAGGAAACUGAGAAGGGAGAACGACCAGCUCCACCAGGAUGUGGAGUUUUACCGCCGGGAAUUGGACCAGAGGGUGCCCGCCCAGUCCAGGGAAGAGAACAUCGAGGCCCAGAAACGUCUCAACCUCACCAGUCGCCAACUGGGCCAGUACAUGGAGGACCUCCAGAGGGCCGAAGAUGAAAUUGUUCAGCUAAAGGUUCAAAAUCAGCUGAUGCAGCAAAACCUCGAGGAGUCAGUAAGAGAGAUGGAAAAUAUGACUGAUGAGUAUAACAAGAUGAAAAUCAUAGUUCAGCAAUCAGACUCCAUCAUGGACCAGCUGCGGAAAGACAGAGACCAUGCCAAGGCCCAGGUGAAGGAGCUGAUGGAGCAGAUCCAGAGGAGGACUGAAGAAGAUGAUCCAGUCAUGGCAGCCGUCACCUCAAAAGUGGAGGAGUGGAAGAUAUUGCUGUCAGAGAAAGACAACGAGGUCCUUAAAUACCAACAGAUGAACCGAGAGCUGAGGGAGAAGUUGAAAGCAGCACUAUUAGAUGCUGAUAAAAACAACUUACUGACUCUCCAACAGGCUGUUCAAGAACGGGAUAAUCAAAUCAAGCUGCUGAGUGAACAAGUGGAGCAGUACACAAACGAAAUGGAGAAAAACACAAAACUGAUUGAAGAACUGAAGAAACCCCAGAGGAAAGAAAGAGGUCACCUGGCAACAACACAGCUGCAGAAGAUUGAGGAGCUCCAAGCUAAAGUUAAUUCAGCUGAGAGGAGGGCAGCAGAGGCUGAGCACAUAGCAGAAUUAGCUGAAAAAGAUGCCAGACUGAAAGACAAGGAGUUUAGUGACAUCCUAACUCGCAUAAGAGUAUACGAAUCAGGCGCAGAUGGCUUAGAAGCUGCUAUCGCUGAAAUCAAACAAUGCAAAAACCAGAUUAGGAUUCGAGAUGAUGAGACGGAGGCUCUGACUAGGGAGAUCAAUAACCUGGAGCUGAAAAUGAAUGACUUACUGGACCUGAACGAGGUCUUGAGAGACAGACUUGGUCUAAGCCAAGAGGAGGAAGUGGAUUUGACUGAAUUUCGAAGGUCAAAGGUUUUAAAACAAAGGCAGUACAAAUCAGAAAAUCAAGUUUUGUUAAAGGAGAUCGAGAGACUAGAAGAUGAAAGACUUGAACUGAAACAACAGCUACGGGCCAUGGCAAAGGAGAGAGGAAUGCCUGAAAGCAGUGAGCGUAUUUAUGUGCAACAAGAGCGUGCAGUGGCAUCCAAAGAGGACGAGCAUCUUAAAAAAAGGAAUGAACAUCUCUUGAAUGAACUGAAUAAGAAACAAAUGCAACUUGAGCUGAAAGAAAAUGAAUCGAGUGAUUUUAAGUCGAAAUUGAAGGAAAUCCAAAAUGAAAAUAAACAUCUGGAACAAGGUAUAAAAGAGAUUUUGGAUGCUCUUAAGGACACCCAACAGAGUUCUCUCUCCGCAGUAGGAAUUAGCGUGCCCAGCUUGGAGAGACUUGUGACUGCAAUAGAAAUGAAAAACGCAGAACAGUCAAAUGGACACAGCCUGCACCUUAAGAAGGAUGUUGACUACCUUACCACCCAGAACAACGACCUCAGACAGGUGAUGAAAAGUAUGAGAGAAGACAUGGAGCACACACUGAGAGAACUGGCAAGGGCCAAUGAAAAGGUUAUGCAUUUGGAAAGUGAAUUACAAAUGUUGGGAAGAUCCCGGGACGACCAAGAGGCUUUCAAAGCCUUGAACAUGCCCAACACAUUGACACCAUCCAGCAUGGAUAUAGUCAGCUCUCUGAAUGACUAUGUUGUGCAACUUUUGCAGGACACUAAAGAUAAAGAAGACGCUUGUAGUCAACUCCAGAUGGCCUUAAAAGAGUAUAGGCGGAAAAUUGCUGUGAUCCGUCAUCAGCAAGGUCUUCUGUAUGAACAAUACCAAAGUGACCGAGACUCAUGGCAGAUGGAAAGAGAUGCGCUAAAGGAGGUGAAAAAUAAGCUGGAGGAGCAACGACUGAAGGACGAGGUGAAACUGAAGGAGUUUCAUGAAUGGCUUGAGGUCUUGGAGAAGCAUCCAGAUGAGAUCAGGAGAUCGAUCUCAGAAGCUGCUCGGAAGAUGACAGUGCUCCAAGUGAAUGAAAAGUUGCUGACGAGGUACUGCACCACGUUGCAGGAGUUGGAACAGCACCUUCGCAACGAGAACAGCAAACUUAAAGACGAUUUUGUUAAAAUGGAAGUUUCUGUGUCAGAGAGGAUGUCUUACUUGCAAAGAUAUAAGGACAUGGCACAUUUCAAAAUGAAUGCCCUGCAGAAGACUCUGCACAACACAGUGCCAGCUGCCGAACUUGAGAAAGCAAACAAGCAGUACAUCAACUUAACUAUUAAAUACAGAGAUCUCCUCCAGAAAGACAACUACCUCGUGGAGAGGACCACUGCGCUUGAACAUUUAGAGCAAGAGAAUGUGUCUCUUCGACAACAUAUGAACUCCCUGAGCAAAGAGCUGCAGAUCAACAAGGAGAAAGUCCAUGUACUUGAACAAGCAUUCAGUCAUCUCGACGGCAAAGAUGCUAGGAGCGCAGAGAAGAUGAUGACGGACAGUGAAGUACUGUCUGUGGCGAAGAAGAUCGCCACACUGGAGAUGAAGGAGCUCAACGAGAGGCAGAGGGCUGAGCAUGCCCAGAAGAUGUACGAAGCACUCCAGCAUUCUGUAAAGCAGCUGGAUCAACGGAACUGUGAGCUUGAAAGCAAAUUUGCAGAGUUGACAAAGCAGAACCUGGAAGCUCAGAGGGUAGAGCAGGAGCUGCGUGAUGGCCUGGCCAACAGUGUCAGUAGGGAUGUGAAUGAUCAUAACCAGGAGCUCAUUGCUAACCUCGAGAAGACAGUGACUGAGAUGAAGCAGGAGAUCUCCACGUUGCAGGAGGUGGCCAACGUAGCAAAAUCACAGGUCUUUGCACUGGAAGCCAGACAGCAGGGCAGGGAAAAGGAAGUUGAUUUUCUGAGGAGGCAGACUUUAACCUAUCAGGCCCAGUCGGACGAAAAGGCUCUCAUUGGCAAGCUCUAUCAGCACAUUGUUGCGUUGCAGUUGAGUGAAACGGCAGCUCUGCACAAGCUGGACAACGCCAACAACCAGCUGCGCAAACUGGAGGUUCAGAUGCUGCGCGCGGAGCAACAGCUGGAGGAAAAAGAGAAGACGCUGUGGCAAGUGCGGCAGGGCACCCACAAUCAAACAGAGUGCCUCAGGCAAACUGUACAGGCGCUGCGGAAACAGUUUAGUGGCGCGUUGCCUCUGGCUCAGCACGAGAAGUUCUUCCACACGCUGAUGCAGCUGCAGGAGGAUCGGAAUCGAGCGAGACGGGAGGCGCAGCAGGCGGAGGAGCACAGACGGAGUGUAGAGGGCAACGUCAAGGAGCUGGAGCUCAAACUGCAGGGGCUCCAGGAGCUCACCAACACCCUCAAGGAUCGCAGAGGCGCUCAGAAGGUGAUGGAGUGGCAUAAGAAAUUAGAGGUUGCUCAACUUCUUGAGAUGCGACUAAACAGAGAAGUGGUUAUUCAGAAGAAGGAAAUCAAAUACCUGAAAAAUGUCAUUGAGGAGAAAGAACGUUCCAUCAGUGCCUUGGAGGAUGAUCUCAUUCAAGAGAGCAAGCUUCAUCACAAGCAGCAGCUGCUGUGGGAGGAGAGGUCGGUGGAGAUGGAGCGUAACCUGGAACAUUACGAGAAACACAAGAGGGAAAGUCAACACACCAUUCAAAAGAGAGAUGACUCUCCUCCGGAUCCAACUCUGCCUGUCUCCCAGCAGCUGAGCAAUGCUCUGUGCAAGGUGUCAUUGCUCAGCCACUCCCUUGCUGAAAAGGAAGCUAUGUGCAUUUCUUUGGGAGAGAAACUGAAAGAGAAGGAAGAGGCAUUAUGGAAAGCCGAACAAAAUGUUCUGUCUCGUGACAAGGUCAUCAAUAAGCUGCGACUCAACUUGCCAACAGGUCCAGAGAAAGAUGCCAAGAUGUCGGGCCAGGAGGAGAGUCCUACCGAAAGCCACCCGGCACUCCGAGUGGCCCAACAAACUAUUAACAGCCUUCAGGGACGCCUGAAUCAAAAAGAAGAAGUCUUGAAGAAGUACCAGCAUCUCUUAGCAAGAACAAGACAAGAACAAGAGGAUAUUACAAAGAAGCACAAAGAGGAGGUGCAAUCUCUUCAACAGAAGCUUGAACAGCUUUCAGAAGGUUCCUUAUCCCACUUAAAACAGACGUCUUCGGACAUGAUGAAGAAGCCCUCGAUCACAAUACCAACCACGAAACAUCUAGCACGGUUAGCUGAAUUGGAGCAGACAGUGGCGGAACAGGAAAACACCCUCACGACCCUGAUGGACAAGCUGAAGGUCAAGACCACAGAGUGGGACAAACAAAGAAGCAUCAUUGACAACCAGGCCAGAAAGCAUGCCAUGGACAAACAAAUUCUGGAAGAGAACCACAUGGCCCAGAAAAGACACCUGGAGCAGGAAGCCGAAGAUCUCCGGGCUCAAGUUAACCAGAUGGAGAGACAACUGCAUGGCCUCCAGGCAGACCUGGACUCACAGAGGGAAGCAAAUGUCCGCUCACCAAGUCAAUCUAUGAAGAACCUGAUGGAGAGUUUAAAAGCGCAGCUUAGCCUCAAGGAAAAGCAACAGAGGGCACUCAGCAAGGCAUUACAAGAGCUGCGUGCCGAGAUGGCGUCCCAUGCAGAGCAACAGUUGGUUACCAACAUCACACAAAAAGAGGAGAACUCAAAUGUUCAGCAAAUCAUCAACAAACACACCAAGGAAUUGCAGAUGCAGAUCCAGAAGUUAAAUGAAGAGCUUGCGAGUAUGAAAGAGUGUAUGAAUGAGGCCCAAAGCAAAGAGACCGCUACGAGGGAGGCCCACGAGGUCCUGCAAAAAGAAAUGAGCAGGAGUCACAGAGCUCGUGACAAACUGCAGACUGAGAAGGCCGCCUUGGAAGACACGGUUGCGGAUCUAAAACAGACAAUAAAGGGGCUCAACACCAAGUUUCAGAAUGAAAAUGAAACCAGAGACCAGCGGCAAAAAAGCAAAUCGGAAGAAGAGCAGGACCAACCAAAGCAAUCAGACAUUUCAAAUGUCAAGGUUGGGAAAGAAGAAAAAGACAAGAUGCCAAAAGAAGAGGUGAUAAGGUGGGAAGAAGGAAAGAAGUGGCAAGCCAAAGUGGAGAAGUUACGAAGUGUGCUGAAGGAGAAGGAGAGAGAAGUGGAGACGUUGUCAAAGCAACUAAAUGUCAUUAAAGAUCUUUAUACCAGGUUGGAAGAAGACAAAAUUAGUCUUCAAAAGAAGCUUUCCCGUUCCCGUGGGAUGACUACAGACCAGGUCAUGGCAGCACAUAGCCUUGAGACUGAGAAGGUGAUCGAGGAAAUGAAGAAGAGAAAUGCGGAGUUGGAGCAACAGAUCCAGACUAUUAAACAGCAACAAGCUUUACCAAGAGACGCUGCAAUUGAAGACCUGCAACUUAAGAAUCGCUAUCUUGAAGAGAGAAUACAAAUCUUUGAGGGUGAACGCUCCAGCCAAUCUUCUAAAAGAGGUAAAUCUCCUGGGCCUUCAACACAAGACAAGCAAAAAUUACAAGAAGAAAACUUGAAGCUCUCUGCAAGAAACCUUGAACUCAGCUUCCAGCUUGAGCAUGCAACCAAAGACAUGCCCAGAUUAAAGGACAAAGUGUCUGACCUGACAGCCAUGUGUGAUGUACUUACCAAAGAAAAGGUUGGAAUGGAAACGAAAUACGGACAUCAACGCAAGGGAGGAGGUACUGGCAAGACGGUGCAUGAACUGGAGAAGACCAUUGGCCUCAUGAAGAAGGUGGUAGAGAAGGUCCAGAGACAAAAAGAGUCUUUGCGAGUCUCAGCAACAACAGCACAGGCACAGCUGAGUGCACUUGUGCAAGAGCAUGAAAAAUUGAAGUCAGAAUGUGUUGAAGUCAAGGGGAAAUUGCAAAUGGAGUCACAAAGAAAGAAAGAAGGAGGCCCUGACAACAAGAAAAGCUGGAAUGGGAGAAGAAAAUAUUGACUGUUCAAAAGAGUCGAAGAUAUGGCAUCUUUUGUGGUCUGUGUGUUUCUAACGAGGUUCAGUGUUUUUAUUAAAAUGCUAUUAAAAUGUACUGCAGUUUGUAUGUGAUGUACUAUUUGACAUGAGUGAAGGGAUCAAUAAAUGUUUUUCCAAAUCA
Molecule: messenger RNA, 6953 nt
Organism: Engraulis encrasicolus (European anchovy)
Lineage: Eukaryota; Metazoa; Chordata; Actinopteri; Clupeiformes; Engraulidae
Gene: cep290
Product: centrosomal protein 290
Exons: 47
Coding region: 305-6796 (2163 amino acids)
Biological process (GO): ciliary transition zone assembly; camera-type eye development; kidney development
Cellular component (GO): ciliary transition zone; centriolar satellite
Source: RefSeq, a predicted model, not a curated record